AUUUUCAAAACCCGAUGGAGCCAAAAUGGAUUUUCAAAAUCCCCACUUCACAUUCUUCUUCUUCUUCUUCUUCUUCUCUCUCACACCUUCUAUUACAGGAAUUCUCCCUUACCAUGAAUCACCUCUGCCUCUAAACAACAUUCCUGCUUCUCUUUGAACUUGAGCAGGGACUGUGUAAUGGCAUGUUUUCUGGGCUGUUUCGGGUUUUCUUCGAAAAGAAAGUAUCGGAAACCGGCCAAUAAAGUUCUACCUGGAGACCAUAAACUUGUUAGCUAUGAACCUCUGGAUUCCCCUGUAUCCAGAAAUCCCAUCGACUCAAAUUCCCAACUCAGCAGUGAUAAGCCUAAGAAUCGAUCCAGCCUCAGAAUUGGGAAAAAGGUGAGUUUUAACUUGAACGUUCAGGCUUAUGAGCCAAUUCCAGCUGAAGAAACUACCACAGAUGAGUUUUUGGAGACUGGUGAGAAAGGAUUGAAGCAGGGAGAUGAAGCAGAAAAGGGAAAGGCUUCUCAUUUCUCUAGGGAGGACUCAAAUUCAGUGCAGCGAGGCUCCUAUCCUAACAAUUAUAGAUACAAAAAUUGCAUAGAGAGCUAUGAUGACGAGGAUGAGCUAGCUUAUGAGGAAAGUGACGAUGACAACGACGAUGAUGACUAUGCUGAUGAUGACUAUGCUGAUGAUGAUGAUGUUGGUGAUCAAGGAACAAAUCAAGAGGAGUUGUUAGAUCAGUUUGACUCUCUACCUGAGGAAUCUUCCAAAGAAGUAACUUUGAGAAAUUUAGAUGAGGAGAAAAUCAGAAAUACAGAGCCACCAUGUGAAUCAAGAGAUGGAGAAAAGAAGUUACUCGGGUCUGGAAAUGCUAGGAUCAGGAGCCAAUACAUCUCUUCUGUACUGAAUCCAGUAGAAAACAUUUCUCAAUGGAAAGCAGUCAAAGCAAGAGCAGCACAGUCACCUAAGUACCUGAGGAAGGAGAAUGUUGCAUUAGAUAAAGAAACGCAAAUACCCAUCAGCUCAAAGCCAAAUUCUGAUUACUCACCUUUCAACCCAGUGCCAAAUUAUUACCAGUCAAAGCCUCUACUGCAGGAUGUUGCGGUUGAUGUUAGCCUUUCAAAGUGGAUAGCUUCAUCAUAAACUAAUCGAGUCCAUAAGAUAGAUCAAAUUCAUGGAGAGGGAGAGAAGAUAAAAUAUCAACAAUCCGGAGGUUGCAGAAGGGUCAUGUGCUCUGGUUCUACACCAUCAUUUACACAGUCUCAGCCUCCUGGUCUUAAAAAAUAAAUACUCUAAAGAAGAAGUGCAGCAACUAAUACAGCUGUAAGUUAUUUCUCUAAUUUCCCCAUUUUAUGUUUGAUGGUGUGCAGAGGUUUGGAGUGUUGUCUUCUGUGUGUCUGUUUCUGAUUUCUUUCAUUCACUCUGAUUGCUUGAUAAGGGUUGAUAAUUUGAGGUGGCCUUGUACUGGAGGGCCUUUUUUGUGCUGCAAGGCCUUGGUUUAUUUUGUUUUGACAUGCUGCAUUGUUUGUUUGUAUUACAAUCAAACAUACCUUGGAGCACCUCAGUUUAAAGAACCUCAACCUAUUAUGUCAAGU
Messenger RNA from Rubroshorea leprosula, 1577 nucleotides. The record is from the annotation of a GenBank genome assembly. NCBI's taxonomy places the organism in Eukaryota, Viridiplantae, Streptophyta, Magnoliopsida, Malvales, Dipterocarpaceae.